Nanorana parkeri is the source of this 629-nucleotide messenger RNA. RefSeq names its product CTD nuclear envelope phosphatase 1 regulatory subunit 1 (gene CNEP1R1). The transcript is spliced from 5 exons. The record is from RefSeq and is a predicted model, not a curated record. Gene Ontology annotation, cellular component: cytoplasm; Nem1-Spo7 phosphatase complex. NCBI's taxonomy places the organism in Eukaryota, Metazoa, Chordata, Amphibia, Anura, Dicroglossidae. The coding region runs from base 53 to 469 and encodes 138 amino acids.
UGGGGGUGCAAGGUGAGCAGGAAGUAAGCGGAAAUAAACAUAGGAGGUAGAGAUGAAUUCCCUGGAGCAGGCAGAAGAUCUGAAAGCUUUUGAGCGAAGACUUACUGAAUAUGUUUCAUGUUUACAGCCGGCGACAGGACGCUGGAGAAUGAUUCUUAUUGUGGUUUCCGUUUGUACUGCGACGGGCGCAUGGAAUUGGUUGAUAGACCCAGAAACGCAGAAGGUAUCGUUCUUCACAUCGCUAUGGAAUCACCCCUUUUUUACAAUUAGCUGCAUAACUUUAAUAGGACUCUUUUUUGCUGGGAUCCACAAGAGAGUUGUAGCACCAUCAAUGUAUCCUUUUAUUAUUCUGUUUGUCGCUGUCAGUAAAAAUAUUUUGCUCAGUAAACUGCUUUUGCAAAUUAAAGACGGGGAAAUUAAUUCUAAAACCAAGACCUCAUAUCCAAUGACAUUUUUCCUACAAUAUUAGUAAAUUCUUGGACAAUUUUUUCAGAUUUUCUUUAAACAAGUCUUAUGGAAAACAAGUUAACACCAAGAAGGAACAUCAAGACAUGGAAAGCCUUGGAAUAUUUGCUGCAAAGAUGUUGAAUGUUUUUUACUUGGGUUUCAGUUACACUUCAUCAUUUCAC